Molecule: messenger RNA, 3050 nt
Organism: Thamnophis elegans (Western terrestrial garter snake)
Lineage: Eukaryota; Metazoa; Chordata; Lepidosauria; Squamata; Natricidae
Gene: CD248
Product: CD248 molecule
Exons: 1
Coding region: 12-2072 (686 amino acids)
Biological process (GO): cell migration
Cellular component (GO): external side of plasma membrane; extracellular matrix
Molecular function (GO): extracellular matrix binding; extracellular matrix protein binding; calcium ion binding
Source: RefSeq, a predicted model, not a curated record
GCAGCACAACCAUGUUAGCCCCACGGCUGCCGCUCGGCCCGGCGGGGCUGCUGCUGCUGCUUCUCUUCCCGCUGCCCGCGCAGCCCGAUCCUGAAGCCAGCUGCGAUCCCGACGGCUGCUACGCGCUCUACCCGCAGCCGCGCAGCUUCCUGGAGGCCUGGCGCGCCUGCCGGGAGCUGGGGGGCAACCUGGCCACGCUGAAGCGAGCCGAAGAAGCGGCCCAAGUCAGCCAGCUGUUAGCCGGCAGCCGCGGCCAGCCGGGACCGCCCCGUCUGUUCUGGAUCGGGCUCCAGCGCCAGCCGCGCCAGUGUUUCCCGCAGCGGCCCUUGCGCGGCUUCAGCUGGGUCACCGGCGAGCAGGAGACGGCUUACAGCAACUGGGCCGGGGCCAGCGCAGCCGUCGGGGCCCCGGGAGCCGCCGGCUGCGCCGCUCCGCGCUGCGUGGCCUUGGACGACCGCGAUUUCCAGUGGCUGGAAGGCUCCUGCGCGGGGCCCGUGGACGGCUACCUCUGCCGCUUCGUCUUCCGUGGGAUGUGCGCCGGGCUGGAAGAGGAAGGCGGCGACGACGGCGGCGGCAUCAGCAUCAGCUACGCGGCUCCCUUCGGCCGGCUGGCCGCUCCAGCCGCCGUCGGGGCUCCCCCGCGCUUCGUGCCCUUCGGGACCGUGGCCUCCGUGGGCUGCCCCGGCGGUGCCUCGCUGUCCUUGCUGUGCCUGCAGAAGGAGGACGGGCGCGUGGGCUGGUCCAAGAGCCCGCCGCUGUGCCGGGCAGGGCCGUCGGGGGGCAGCGCGGUGGCAUCCUCGGCUUCCGCUGCCAGCUGGUGCGAGGGCGACAACGGCGGGUGCCAGCAGCUGUGCCUGGACGAGGGCUCGGGUUACGCCUGCGAGUGCCACGCCGGCUACCUGCUGCUCCCCGACGGGCACUCCUGCGCCGCCAACGACCCCUGCCGACGGCGGCCCUGCCAGUUCGACUGCGUGGCGGAGGAGGAUGGCACGGACGGCUACAGCUGCCGGUGCCCAGCUGGGUACGAGCUGGCUUCCGACGGGCACCAGUGCGAGGACUUGGACGAGUGCCUGGAUGCCCCCUGCGAACACCAGUGCGAGAACACGGAGGGCUCCUUCCUCUGCCGGUGCCACCUGGGCUUCAGCCCCUCCGAGGAGGAACCCGGGCAGUGCGUGGACACCGACGAGUGCCAGAUCCCCGGCGUGUGCCAGCAGAUGUGCGUGAACUACGUGGGCGGCUUUGAGUGUUACUGCACCGAGGGCUUUGACCUGGAAGCCGACGGCAUCAGCUGCAGCCCCGUGGAUGCCCUGGAGGGGCCCGAUGCCACCCCGCCCGAGGCCUGGCACGACCCUUUCCACAUCCGCUUCACCACCAGGGAAGCCGACGACCUCAGCGAGCCGCCCGUCCGUUUCUCGCUCUUCCGCGACGGGGAGGCCGGCUCGUCGUCGGAUUCCGCCGCCUCUUUCUUGUCGGUGCCCGACAGGCUGGUUUUCCCUCCUCCGGUGCCAGCGACGGCCGCCCCCGAGUUUGACAGCGCCUGGGACUCGCGCGUUUCUCCCUUGGAGCAGAGUUUCUCCUCCCCGGUGCACCCCGAGGUCCUCCAUCCCACCCCCGAGGCUUCCGAUCCUCCUCCUCCUCCUCCUGCGACGUCCGAGGUGGGGUCCCUGCCUCUGGGCGUCACGGGGACCCUCCUGCCCACCUCGGAGGUGCCGGCGGAGCCCCUCACCACCCCUCCCUCGGAUGAGAAGGCGGAGGACCCCGUCGUUGGGGGAGUCCGGGCGCCCCUCCUGCCCACCUCUGCCGCCCCCAGCCCGGCCUCUGGGGAGGGACGGCCGAGGAAGGAUGACCGCUGGCUUUUGGUGGCUUUACUGGUGCCCAUUUCCGUCUUCCUGGUGAUCAUGCUGGCGCUGGGCAUCGUCUACUGUACCCGAUGCGGUGCUCAGGUCAAAAGCAGGAGCGUCACCCAGUGUUACCGGUGGGUGAUCAACACGUCCGAGAAAACCGCCCCCACCACCUCCUCCUCUUCCUCCUCCCGGCCUUGCCAACCGGCCACCUGCCGGACCAGUGUGUGAACUACGCGCCCCAGCACCGGGGAAGGAGGGGUGGUGGUGAAUGGCCCUGCUCCGGUGCCAGAGGUGGGCACAAGGACCAAAAAAAUAGUGGGCCCCUCUGCUCACCCGCGGGGCAAAUGCCACCCCUCCCUUUUGCCACCUCUGGGAUAUGCCAGCCUGCCAGGAUGCAGAGACCCAGCUGGAGGGGCGCCCAAGGCUGGCUUUCCACCCCUUCCCCUCCUCCCAGGCUGGGGGUGAGAGCCCCCAAACCGACUCGGAACUUGGUUGCUGGAGUAAAGAGACUUUUUUGGGGGUGGGGGCCGCGGAAGCCCCCUCCCAACGCAACUUGGCGCCCCCUGGCGUGCGACCCGGUGCUGCUGGAGAUCUGGAGCGACUUUCCUGACCUGGGGGGUGGGGAGGGAGGAGUUGGUGCUUUCUCAAACGUGGGGGCGGGGGGGGGAUAAAAGUUAAAAUCCGAGACGAAUUUGUGUGCCAGGGACGGGGGUCUUUCCGCCCCCGCCCCCAGCGCUGGUUGUUCCUCCAACCAGGGGGAGUUAAGUGUCUAGUCCUCAUGGCUUCGGAAGAAAUCGGAUUCCCUCCCCUCCCCACAUCUUCUUUUGCAUCUGGAGUCAUUGGCGAGCUGUUUCUAGUCCUUAUGGCUUGGGAAGAAACCGGAUUUCUCCCUCACCCCCCCCCCCCCAGCUUCCUCUGCUCGGGAGUCAUUGGCGAGUUAAGUUCCUAGUCCUCACGGCUUCGGAAGAAACCAGAUUUUCCCUCCCCCCCCCCAGCUUCUGUUGCAUUUGGGGUCCCAUCACGGAUCCACUACGAACUUUUAAAAACUUUUUUGUAAAAUAUCUCUUCAUCCCGCCCCCCCCAGCCCAGUUCAAUUUGUGCAGGAAAUAGAGGGAAGGGGCUCCCUGCGGCCAUCCCAAGCCUGGCCCGCUGGAGGAGGGUGGGGGCUGCGCAGAAGGCAGGGGAAGCUUGCCCCCCCUUGCAAAA